AACCGGAAUUAAGCCAAUGAGAUUAUGCUUGUUGUCAUAUAGUCUGAUAGUUUUCCGAGGAUCUGAUUUGGUUAUAGUAUACUAUAAGCACACGGAGGUUUGGUGUUUUCUUUAAAUUUUAGAUUCCAUCAAGAUGUAUCAACGCAAUUUGUUGUUCACCUGCAUUUUUACAUUUUUAAGAACAUCUCGCUCAUUUUACUUGCCAGGCUUAGCUCCUGUUAAUUACUGCGAGGAAGGUAAAACAACAGAAACUUGCAAGUCUGAAGUGGAGCUCUUUGUAAAUCGACUUGAUUCUGAUGAAUCGGUCAUACCCUAUGAAUAUCAUCAUUUUGACUUUUGUGUGGCACCUAUUGAUGAUUCUCCAGUGGAAAACUUGGGACAAGUGGUGUUUGGGGAACGGAUAAGACCUUCUCCAUACAAAUUGAACUUUUUAAAAAACCAAAAAUGCACAAAUCUGUGUCAGAAGAUCUACAAAAUGAAAAACAAGCAGGAUAUGAAGAAUUUGAACAUGUUGAAAAAGGGAAUGAUGCAGAACUAUCAACAUCAUUGGAUUGUUGACAACAUGCCAGUGACUUGGUGCUACAACGUAGAGGGAGACCAGAAGUAUUGUUCAACUGGUUUUCCUAUGGGCUGCUAUGUGAAAGCAGAUGGAACUUCCAAAGAUGCAUGUGUCAUUAAUACUGCUUUCAAUCAACCUGAUACAUAUUACCUUUUCAAUCAUGUGGACAUCAUCAUAACUUACCACAGCGGAAGUGGAGAAACCUGGGGUGUGGACUUCGGAGAUAAUGGAGGCCGCAUCAUAUCUGUGAAAGUUAUACCAAAAAGUAUAAAUCAUAAAGGUACAGAAGAAAAAGCAUGUAGUCCUCCUACUGAACCCAUGGGGAUUCCUGGCAAAUUGAAAAGUGAUGACGUUAUAGUUGUAAACUACACUUACUCUGUCACUUAUAAUGAGGAUAACAGUAUCAAAUGGUCGUCUAGAUGGGAUUAUAUCCUGGAAUCUAUGCCACACACAAAUAUUCAGUGGUUCAGUAUUCUGAACUCAUUGGUAAUUGUCCUCUUUCUGACUGGCAUGGUUGCUAUGAUUCUUCUCCGUACUCUACAUAAAGAUAUUGCUCGUUAUAAUCAGAUAGACUCUGGGGAUGAUGCACAAGAAGAGUUUGGAUGGAAGUUGGUUCAUGGUGACGUUUUUCGUCCUCCUAGAAAAGGAAUGUUACUAUCUGUGUUCCUAGGCAGUGGCGUACAAGUUUUCUUCAUGACACUAAUUACUCUCUUUUUUGCCUGUCUUGGGUUCUUGUCUCCAGCUAAUAGAGGAGCUUUAAUGACUUGUGCAAUGGUUUUGUUUGUGUGUUUGGGCACACCAGCUGGUUAUUUUUCUGCAAGAAUUUACAAAAGUUUUUCUGGUGAAAAAUGGAAAUCUAAUGUGUUGUUGACAGCACUUCUCUGUCCAGGUCUGCUGUUUGGUUUAUUUUUCAUCAUGAACUUGAUCCUGUGGGCCAAGGGAAGUUCUGCUGCCAUACCAUUUACCACUUUGCUUGCUUUGCUGGCUCUCUGGUUUGGCAUUUCUCUGCCUCUCACUUUUGUUGGUGCUUAUUUUGGUUUUAAAAAAAGGACUAUUGAACACCCUGUCCGAACAAACCAGAUACCAAGACAAAUUCCUGAACAGUCCAUCUACACCCAGCCUGUGCCAGGAAUUAUUAUGGGGGGUAUCCUUCCGUUCGGAUGCAUCUUCAUUCAGUUGUUUUUCAUUCUGAAUAGUAUUUGGUCCAGCCAGAUGUAUUACAUGUUUGGAUUUUUAUUUCUUGUCUUCAUCAUCCUGAUCAUCACUUGCUCGGAAACAACUGUGUUACUAUGUUAUUUCCAUCUGUGUGCUGAGGUUAGCCAUUUGUUUAUUUGCCAUUCAGGUGUAUUAGUAGGAUAUUUUAUACUGAAAAUUUAGCUAUAAGUGUGACAUUAC
Limulus polyphemus (Atlantic horseshoe crab) is the source of this 1954-nucleotide messenger RNA. RefSeq names its product transmembrane 9 superfamily member 2-like. The record is from RefSeq and is a predicted model, not a curated record. The coding region runs from base 134 to 1936 and encodes 600 amino acids. NCBI's taxonomy places the organism in Eukaryota, Metazoa, Arthropoda, Merostomata, Xiphosura, Limulidae. Gene Ontology annotation, cellular component: membrane. The transcript is spliced from 16 exons. Gene Ontology annotation, biological process: protein localization to membrane.